CGCGUCACUUCCUGCUGUCUCCCCAGGAAACGUUCCCCUCCCGACCGGGUUGCGGGAACCUUUGUUUCUCGCUUCGGAUGCCGGUUAGGGCGGGGACGGGUUCGAAAAGAGCUGCCGAGCACGGACAGAGUGGCGGGGCGGAGCGGUGUUUGCAAUGGCUGCUACUGUGAACUUGGAACUUGAUCCCAUUUUUCUGAAAGCACUAGGAUUCUUACACUCAAAGAGUAAAGAUUCUGCGGAAAAACUAAAAGCGCUGCUUGAUGAGUCUUUGGCUCGGGGCAUUGAUUCAAGUUAUCGUCCAACUCAAAAGGAUGUGGAACCACCCAAAAUUUCAAGCACAAAAUCUAUUUCUAUCAAACAAGAGCCCAAAACAUCAUCGAGUCUCCCUUCCGGCAGUAGUAAUGGCAAAACCCUCACAACUGAAAAGAUAAAGAAAGACGCUGAGAAGAGACCUGCUGAUAAAAUGAAAGAUGUCACUGAAGGAGUUGAUGUUCCUAAGAAACCUAGAUUGGAGAAACCAGAGACCCGAUCUUCUCCCAUUACUGUCCAAACCAGCAAGGAUUUAGCUAUGGCUGACCUCUCCAGCUUUGAGGAGACUAGUGCUGAUGAUUUUGCGAUGGAGAUGGGCUUGGCCUGUGUUGUUUGUAGACAAAUGACAGUGGCAUCUGGAAAUCAGCUAGUAGAAUGUCAGGAGUGCCAUAACCUCUACCACCAGGAUUGCCAUAAACCCCAAGUGACAGACAAAGAAGUGAAUGACCCUCGCCUGGUGUGGUACUGUGCCCGGUGCACCAGACAAAUGAAGAGAAUGGCUCAGAAAACUCAGAAGCCACCACAGAAGCCAGCUCCCACUGUUGUGUCUGUCGCUCCAACUGUCAAGGAUCCGUUAGUGAAGAAAGCAGACACCAAACUUAAACAAGAGACAGCCUUCCUAGCAUUCAAGAGAACAGAAGUUAAGCCACCCACGGUUAUAUCAGGAAAUUCUUCUGGUAACAACGUGUCCUCUUCAGUAACUAGUGGCCUAACUGGAUGGGCAGCUUUUGCAGCCAAAACAUCUUCGGCUGGGCCAUCAACAGCAAAAUUGAAUUCAACAGCACAAAACAACAGCGGAAAACCUGCUGCUUCAUCAGCUACCCAGAAGCCUGUGGGUUUGACUAGUCUGGCAACAUCAUCCAAAGGUGGAAUCGGUUCCAAAAUGGGCUCUGGUAACUGCUCUUCCCCCACUGUACCAUUAAAACCACUUCCACCUCUAACCUUAGGCAAGACUGGCCUGAGUCGCUCAGUUAGCUGUGAUAAUGUCAGCAAAGUGGGCCUUCCCAGUCCCAGUAGUUUAGUUCCUGGAGGCAGUGGGCAGUUGAGUGGGAAUGGAAAUAGUGCUACUUCGGGGCCCAGCGGAAGCGCUACAAGCAAAACCACGUCAGAACCCAGCAGCAGUGCCUCAGCGUCUCUUAAAGGCCCAACUUCACAGGAAUCACAGCUCAACGCUAUGAAGCGAUUGCAGAUGGUCAAGAAGAAAGCUGCCCAAAAGAAACUCAAGAAGUAGUAUGGCAAGAUAGGUUUUUAUAUCAAUUAUUGCUCUAAAGAUUAAAAAAAAUCCUUAUUGGGACAAAAAGAUAUAAUAUACUGUGACUUAAUAAAAAUCUUGAUGAUCAAAUCUCUAUUGUUUGUUACAUUAAAAUGCUAAUAAUAUUUAGCCAAACUUGGAACCAUUUAUUUCAGUCUGUUUAGCAUUUUUAAUAAUUUCCAUAAUGUGUGAAAAUAGUGAUUAUAAUGACUGAUUCAUGAUGAGAACGUCAUAAGAUUGAUGACAUAUGCAGAUGUAAAGAAAUGGUUCACCUGGCACAAUACUCCAAGAUUUAAAACUCUAAAAUAAGGUACUUUAUGAGUGACAGGGAUUACUCAGUCUAGUGUUUUAUAAUAUUCAGUUCUCUGCCUUAUGGGGAGCUCUCUCCCUCUCUCUCUCCUGUGAACUCUAGCCAUAGCGUCAUCCUGGAUGAGGUGGUCCAAGUCAUUGCCUGCUAAGCUAAUGAAUUAGUCGGCCAUCAGUUCACGUAUAUAUCCUAACAAAGAACAGGAUGCUUUCAGUGUCAGGUCAGUGUGUGUACUACAGAAGAAUGCUGCAUCCUUUUUACAAUCGGCAAACACCUCAUCCUUUCCCGAAACCGAAUCCUAUAGUUUCCUAUAGUCACUGAAUUGAAUUGUCUUAUCACCCUAGAUGUGUGCUACAAAAUCUAAUCUCAAAGCAUUUUUCUUUAUCCCUAGGUUUCCUAACAUCAUUAGUCUAAAAUAAAUGGGUAAAUAUGUAAAGAUAAAACUUAAGUUUUGUCUUUUUCCUGUGGAAAGGUUUUUUAACUACUCUGUUAAAUAUUCGCAUUAAUUUAUUCAUAAUUUAGACCCCAGUACUGAAAUAAACCCAUUUUUUAGAGAUGGAAUAAAUAUCUUGGACAUGCUUAAAAAAAUCUGCCUGUAAAUGUUUUUGUUUUGAGAAACAUCUUUCUGUUGAUAAGAAUUGUUUUGGUAUAAACUCCAAAUCCCCUUUAUAAAGAGUUCAAAAUUGUUUGUUGUUUAUAAUUCAAGUGCAAUUUUGACUUCACAAAAUGAUGUGUCACAAGCUUAUAGCAAAAGCUAUUACAGUCUCUAUCUUGAAAACAUUAGGGAAAAAAUGCUUAAUACAGUUUACUUAUUAGUAUUUGAAGUGAAAAUUUUUACCCCAUCCCAGAAAGUGUGCUGGAGUUGAGAGAAACAACUUUUGAUUUUUGCGUCAUUUCUUGGAAAUUUUAAUGAAUUUACAAAGUAAAUUAUUUUUCAGUGAA
This is a messenger RNA of Microtus oregoni (creeping vole), 2810 nucleotides long. It is a transcript of the gene Ints12, whose product is annotated as integrator complex subunit 12. Gene Ontology annotation, biological process: snRNA 3'-end processing. Gene Ontology annotation, cellular component: integrator complex. The record is from RefSeq and is a predicted model, not a curated record. NCBI's taxonomy places the organism in Eukaryota, Metazoa, Chordata, Mammalia, Rodentia, Cricetidae. The transcript is spliced from 7 exons. The coding region runs from base 155 to 1540 and encodes 461 amino acids.